Molecule: messenger RNA, 960 nt
Organism: Tribolium madens (black flour beetle)
Lineage: Eukaryota; Metazoa; Arthropoda; Insecta; Coleoptera; Tenebrionidae
Exons: 2
Coding region: 28-951 (307 amino acids)
Source: RefSeq, a predicted model, not a curated record
ACGUACAAGAAGUAAGACAGUGAAAAAAUGUCUCCAAGAGCAUCAUCAGAUUUUGGUUUAUACAAAGAAAAACUCAAAGAAAAUAAUAUGAAGUCGAUCAAAUUUAUUUUUAUUAUAAUUGUCACAGUGCCCUUUUUGCUUCUGAUUUUGUACGGCGUGUCUACCCUUCUAACUCGAGAACCUGACAAUUUUGAAUCAACUAUCGAAAAACCGGCCCCAAAUGCCGAAAAACUGGUAGUAUCCCAAUCGAUCAAAAGAGACUUCUACCAAAACUCACCCCCGAAACCCUUUGGAGUAACAUUUCGAGGCCAACCCCCUUCAGAAUUCACAUCAACAACUGAGAAAAUCACGACUUUGAACUACCCCCAACUUAAUUUUCGUCACAGACACUACCCCAACAACAUUCAAGAGGUCAUAGGGUACGGGGGCAGAUUCCACCCCCCAACUUACCAAGUCAAAUAUAGCAACUACUACACACAAUCACAAAGCCAAAACGUACCAAAAAAUCAGAGAUCUACAAGAAAUUUCAGCCUCGAUGAGAACGAUCCGUUUUACUUGUACAAACCUCAAGAUCCCGGAGAUGUCAACCUUCUCGCCACUUCUAGUUUGAGAUUUGCUCCCCCGAUUUGGAGUAAUCUCAAGCCGAAAUCGCAAAUUCCGCGAGUUUAUUUUCCACAGCAAUACCAGGAAAAUACCCAUCGGCAGGAAAUUUACAACUACCCCAAUAAACCACUAAGAGUGACUUUAAAUGUUUAUCCGAACGAAAAUGAGCAAAGACAAGGGUUGAGGCAAUUUAUAAAUCACAAGAUUGAGAAUUUACAAUCGAAGAUACGAUUUCCUGAAACUAAGCACAAAAAAAUGGUGAUCCAUGUGAACUUAUAUCCGGAUGAGUUUAGACAGGGUGAGAGUAAAAUGUAUCGAAAUGUUUUAACAACAACUCCGGCAACUUGAAUUGCACAA